Penicillium antarcticum is the source of this 1413-nucleotide messenger RNA. Its product is annotated as mitochondrial 37S ribosomal protein mS47. The coding region runs from base 1 to 1413 and encodes 470 amino acids. Gene Ontology annotation, cellular component: mitochondrion. The transcript is spliced from 2 exons. Gene Ontology annotation, molecular function: 3-hydroxyisobutyryl-CoA hydrolase activity. The record is from RefSeq and is a predicted model, not a curated record. Gene Ontology annotation, biological process: L-valine catabolic process. Lineage: Eukaryota; Fungi; Ascomycota; Eurotiomycetes; Eurotiales; Aspergillaceae.
AUGCCUCUACGCGCAAAGGUUACCAACCCUGCCUUCAUGGCAACAGCUUCGAUGUCGACGAAUAUUCCCAAAGAACUCCCCACAGAUGAACCCGAUGAUGUUCUGUUCAAUUCGAUUUACGGCAUCCGCAGCGUCGAGCUCAACCGCCCCAAGAAGCUCAAUUCCCUGAACGGCUCCAUGGCACGGAAGAUCUUCCCCCGAUUGAAGGAAUGGGAGAAGUCGAACCUUGCGAACAUGAUUCUCAUUUCUGGAGCUGGCGAGAAGGCCCUCUGUGCAGGCGGCGACGUUGCCGCUCUAGCUAAGCAGAACGCAGAGGGACUGGAGGGACAACAUGCCUCGACAAGUUUCUUCGGACUCGAAUAUUGCCUCGACCACAUGAUUGCUACAUACUCGAAGCCCGUUAUCUCUUUUAUGGAUGGAAUCACCAUGGGUGGUGGUGUCGGCCUCAGCAUGCACGCUCCUUUCCGUAUUGCGACUGAGCGUACCGUCUUUGCCAUGCCUGAGACAACUAUCGGUUUCUUCCCUGACGUUGGUGGCUCGUUCUUCUUGCCACGCCUCGAUGGUGAGACCGGAACCUAUCUGGCCCUGACCUCGGAGCGCCUGAAGGGUGUACAGGCUCUGUACGCCGGAAUUGCUACUCACUACCUGCACUCGAGUGUUCUCGCCAAUGUGACCCAGCGUCUCUCUGAGCUGACCUUCCCCGACCACGUCGAGCUCCCCGAACGCCUGCAUACCGUGAACAAGACCAUGGCAGAGUUUUCCCUUGGACUUCCUCCUCUUGAGGAGGAGCCUAUGCUCAUGGCUGGUAGCCUGCGCACUGCCAUUGACCGCUGCUUCGCCUUCAACUCCGUCGAGGAAAUCUUCCAGGCUUUGGAGCAGGAGACUGGGCACAAGGAGUGGGCUCAGAAGACAUUGGAGACCCUCUCGAGCCGCUCACCCACUUCCCUGAAAGUUACACUUCGCCAGCUGCGCCUCGGCAAGAAGUGGAGCAUCUCAGAGACCUUCCAGCGUGAACACGCGAUCUCUGCCCACUUCAUGCGUCACCCUGACUUUGUCGAGGGUGUCAACGCCCGUCUUGUGUCAAAGCCUCCCCGCCAGGCUGAGUGGCAACCUGCUACUCUUAAGGAGGUCACGGACGAGGCCGUGGAAGAGUUCUUCAAGAUCCCCGAGGGUGAGGAGCGCCUAUCCCUCUUCAGCACCGGUGACUACAAGAGCUACCCCCAUGCUCACUUCGCCCUUCCCUCCGAGAAGGAGAUUGAGGCUGUUGUGCGUCAAGGACAUGCAUCACGGAGACCUGUGGUGGACCACUUCCUCGAGAAGUACGCUCACCGUGAGGGUGUCCGCCGAAAGGUCGUCGAGGUGAUUGCCCGGAAGACGUCAAAGACUGCCGAGGGAGGACUCAAGUGGAACUAA